GCGAGGCCGGGUCGGCGGGCGGAAGCGGCUCGCACGCCAGGCGUCGCCAUGCCCGGGGACCACCGCCGCAUCCGCGGGCCCGAGGAGUCGCAGCCGCCGCAGCUGUACGCGGCCGACAAGGAUGAGGCGCCCGCCGCCCGCGACCCGACGCGGCUGCGGCCCGUGUACGCGCGCGCAGGGCUGCUGAGCCAGGCCAAGGGCUCGGCCUACCUGGAGGCGGGAGGCACCAAGGUGCUGUGCGCCGUGUCCGGCCCGCGGCAGGCCGAGGGCAGCGAACGCGGCGGCGGCCCGGCCGGAGCGGGCGGCGAGGCCCCGGCCGCGCUGCGCGGCCGCCUGCUCUGCGACUUCCGCCGCGCGCCCUUCUCCGGCCGCCGGCGCCGCGCGCCUCCGGGCGGCGGGGAGGAGCGCGAGCUGGCGCUGGCCCUGCAGGAGGCGCUCGAGCCGGCGGUGCGCCUGGGCCGCUACCCGCGCGCGCAGCUCGAGGUGUCGGCGCUGCUGCUCGAGGACGGCGGCUCGGCGCUGGCCGCCGCGCUCACGGCCGCCGCGCUCGCCCUGGCCGAUGCGGGCGUCGAGAUGUACGACCUGGUGGUGGGCUGCGGCCUGAGCCGCACCCCGGAGCCGGCGCCCACCUGGCUGCUGGACCCCACGCGACUCGAGGAGGAGCACGCCGCCGCCGGCCUCACCGUGGCGCUCAUGCCUGUGCUCAACCAGGUGGCCGGGCUGCUGGGCAGCGGGGAGGGCGGCCCGACCGAGAGCUGGGCCGAGGCGGUGCGUCUGGGCCUGGAGGGCUGCCAGCGCCUCUACCCCGUCCUGCAGCAGUGCUUGGUGCGGGCUGCCCGCCGGAGGGGCGCCGCCGCGCCGUCCUGAACCAGAAGCCUGAGCAACGACGGACGCGGAGGGCCGAGCUGCCGCCGUCCCCUAAAAGACCCGUGCCGUCAGCUUCCAGACUGCACGGAGCUGAGAAUUCAGAGGGCUGGACGGGAUCUGAGGAGGCGUGCACAGAGCUAAUGCACUGGACAGCUGUGUUGGGACAGUUUUUUAGAGACUUCCGUUAAAGAAACUUUUCUAUGUGAGCUGGUGCUUCCCAGUUACGACCCAAAGAAACUUGGGAAUGCGGCCUGACUCCCAAGUUGGAAAGGACUUUUCAGCUGGACUCGCCUGGAAAACGGGACUUGAAGCUUUUGUCUUGUAAGGGAUGGACUCUGCAGGCCAGCUAGUGACUCCCUUCUAUGUAAUUGGUCUGCUCUUGAGAGAAUGGACAAGGGGGCUGUGUUUUCUCAUUUAUAUCUGAGCUAAAACAAACUCCUUUGUAUCUGGA
Messenger RNA from Callorhinus ursinus (northern fur seal), 1318 nucleotides. RefSeq names its product exosome component 6 (gene EXOSC6). Gene Ontology annotation, molecular function: RNA binding. Lineage: Eukaryota; Metazoa; Chordata; Mammalia; Carnivora; Otariidae. The record is from RefSeq and is a predicted model, not a curated record. Gene Ontology annotation, biological process: U4 snRNA 3'-end processing; poly(A)-dependent snoRNA 3'-end processing; nuclear mRNA surveillance. Gene Ontology annotation, cellular component: cytoplasmic exosome (RNase complex); nuclear exosome (RNase complex); nucleolus.